Eimeria maxima is the source of this 585-nucleotide messenger RNA. RefSeq lists its product as hypothetical. NCBI's taxonomy places the organism in Eukaryota, Apicomplexa, Conoidasida, Eucoccidiorida, Eimeriidae. The transcript has 7 exons. Gene Ontology annotation, biological process: proteasome assembly. The record is from RefSeq and is a predicted model, not a curated record. The coding region runs from base 1 to 585 and encodes 194 amino acids. Gene Ontology annotation, cellular component: cytosol.
AUGCCAUACUCGCGCAACCAGAGGCAAGAAUUUGCUGCUGCUGCUGCUGCUGAAGCCUAUGCUGCUGCUGCUGCUGCUGGUGUAGAGUUUAUAUGGAAGCUGGAGCUGCACCGUCAACUGCUGCUUCUCUUAGAAGACCCGGAGACAGCGGUUUCAAGUAAUGCGGAGAAGGCGCUGGCAGAGAUAUGUGUAACAAAGCCCGGUAUUCGUCUCGUCUUUGAUGGUUCCUUCUUAAAGGAAUUAAAACGAUUAGCAAUAAAAGGAUCCGAGACAGUUUGCUUCCGUGUCUUGUCUCCUAUUAUUUAUGGCUCUAUAGAACAGGAGGAAUUUUUUGCUGCUCUUGCUGCUGCUGCACCUGAUUUGCUGCAGCAGCUGCAGCAGCUAAUUAUAAAAAAGGAUGACCCUCUUGCUAGCGCUACUGCAUGCGAACUAAUAACCGCUUUAAUUAAGUGCCCGUGGGGGUUGGACUAUGCUCUUGAUCAAAAAUACCCAGAGACUAUAGCAGGGCUGAUAGCAGAAGAAGAAGAUGUCCUUGAGUGUCAGACACCCAUAAGGCUGCUCGCUCGCAUGACUGCGGAGGGUUAG